Messenger RNA from Callithrix jacchus (white-tufted-ear marmoset), 1389 nucleotides. The record is from RefSeq and is a predicted model, not a curated record. NCBI's taxonomy places the organism in Eukaryota, Metazoa, Chordata, Mammalia, Primates, Cebidae.
AUGAGUGGCCUGGGCCGGAGCAGGCGAGGUGGCUGGAGCCCGGCAGACCUGGAGGAGCAGUGGAAAUUGCUUCCCGUGCUCAUUUCUGGCUCAGUCACUUUGUACCAGGAAUCCUUUCUCCAAGGUGUCGAAAGCAAGAGCCAGGACUUUCCCCCUUCCCCACCAGGGCACCUCUCCCUGCAUCCUCCCUGGGUGGAGAUGCAGGCAGGGAAGGAGCUGCUCAGGAAACUCAAUAUGAUUCCUGCCCAGCUGUCCAUCAACACAGUGCAGGAAUGCGGCUUGCUUUUCCUUCCACAAGUCUUUACUGAGGACAACUAUGUACAAGGAAUCCAGUCACUGAAAAGCAUGUAUCCAGCACAUGCUGUGUGCCUGCUGUCAUGGAAGGCACUGGAUGCAGAGACGAAUAAGACAGGAGGAGAAAGCCUGUUUUUGCCUUUGUUCUUUGACAAUGGUCUAAUGGCUCUCACAGACAGAAAGGAUGUCUGUGGGAUUGUGAGCAGGAGAGGCUGUCUGGGUUUUCAUCAGGAGCAAGAGGCCAGGCUGUGGCCGCCUACCAGCUGUGCUCACACUACUGGACUCUCAGCUCCACAGGACCCGUGGACAGGGCCAGCUAUGAGAUCCUGCCCUUAAGAGCGGUACUGGGAUCCCCUGCUGAGCACCUGCAUUUCCUGCAAAGCCAUUUGCAACUGUCAGAGCCAGCUCACCUGUGCAGCCUUCUGCAGGUUACUCAGCUGCCACAAGGAGCAAGGCAGGUUCUAUGACCAACUCCUGAGGCACUGUGUCAGCUGUGCCUCCAUCUGUGGACAGCACCCUAAGCAAUAUGCAUACUUCUGUGAGAACAAGCUCAGGAGCCCAGUGAACCUCCAACCAGAGCUCAGGAGAUAGCGUAAUGGAGAAGUUGAAAACAAUUCAGACCAAGAAUCAGAGCACAGAGGCUCAGAAGCAAAUCCAGCUCUCCCAGGGCAGAAGCUGAGUGCGGAUCAGCUGGCCCUGGUCUACAGCACGCUGGGGCUCUGCCUGUGCACCGUUGUAUGCUGCUUCCUGGUGGCGGUGGUCUGUUUCCUCAAGAAGAAGGGGGAUCCCUGCUCCUGCCAGGCCCGCACAAGGCCCUGUCAUAAUCCGGCCAAGUCUUCCCAGGAUCACGCAAUGGAAGCCAGAAGCCCCAUGGGCACAUCCCCCAAGCCAGUGGAGACUUGUAGCUUCUGCUUCCCCGAGUGCAGGGUGCCCACCCAGGAGAGCAUGGUCAUGCCUGAGACCCCUGACCCCACUUGCACUGGAGGGUGGGGAUGCCAUGCCAGGACCACAGUUCUGCAGCCCUGCCCACGUAUCCCAGACAGCUACCUUGGCAUCGUGUGUGUGCCUGCCCAGGAGGGGGGCCCGGGUGCAUAA